AUGGCUCCUGGGCAUUCUCCUUCUUGGGGGAGCAGGACCCGGCAACCUGGCCUUUGCCUGAGCCGGACAUUUGGGAGCUCGUGGACGUCCCGGACGCCUUUGAUCUGCGGCCGGAUGAGCCGAACUGCAAAUGUUGGCCCGAGCCGGAUCGGUGCGGACAGUGCUGCGACCGAACCUUUGGCCAUCGAGGGGACCCCGAGUGCUGGGGCGACCGGAGACAUCUCGAUGGCGUCUGGAACUACGAGCAGGGUCCGCACUGGGAGGGAUUCGAGGCCUGCUGCCGGCCCCAUCCUUUGCGGCUGCGUCGGGGCACUGCCGUGUACCGAACAGACGUUGAGGCAACGCCGGGCACAGCCGCCCUCCUGCAAUUCGCUGCUUGCACAAACCGCUGCCUCGUCCGUGUGGACGGCGCCUUGUGAUCCUAUUACGAUUGGUGCAGCCCUUUUGUGGCUUGCUCAAGGGUGUCCGUACAACAUGGUUGGCUUCGGCGAUUCGGGGCAGGACCUAGUGCUCUGGAUUUUUUUUUGCGAUGAGGAAUGA
This is a messenger RNA of Symbiodinium natans, 540 nucleotides long. The record is from the annotation of a GenBank genome assembly. Lineage: Eukaryota; Dinophyceae; Suessiales; Symbiodiniaceae.